UAUUCUCCAAGCAUGCGCAAUAACAGUGCCAGACCCAAGCAAAGGAACACUAGGAAAAGUUGAUAUCGGAUUUAGAGACCAGACUUAUGUUUAUAGAAGCAUCUUCACAUUGAUAUCAUCAUCGGUUAGGAUGGCUAAUACGACUGUAGAUGAUUGGCUUCGGUCUUUGGGCCUUCUAAAUUAUGUACAGGCAUUUAUAGACAAUGGUUAUGAUGACUUAGAUAUCUGUAAACAAAUUGGGGACGAAGAUCUUGAUGCUAUCGGUGUGAUUAACGCCAAGGACAGAAAAGACAUUCUAGCUUCUGUGCAAAGCCUUAAGGACCAAGGUGUAAAUGCAGUGUACUUUCAACUCGAAGCCACUAGCGUCGAACCAACAAUAUCUACGCGAUUCGGUGGUCAAACGGAUCGAGAAAAAUACCCGAGGAAUGAACUGAUAAUUAAGAUGAAGUCGUUACUUAAAGAAGACAGUUGUGUGCUGCCUGAACACAAUCCUAAUAAUGAUCAUGAUCCAUUAGAUGACUUAGCUCAGUACUAUGCUGAUCAACUGUACACAUAUUUCCAAGAUGUCAAAGAUGUUUUAGAAUUUCUCAGAGAUGGUGAAUCAAAUGAAGGACCAAAAGAAGAGCUCCGUACUCCAACUCUGCCCAGAAAAAAGGAAAGUACAUUAGUACUUCAGGAGUCUAAAGGACUGUCAAAAAGUCUUGGCUCUUUAGAUGUAGCAAAUGUGAAGAACAAGGGACACAAAUCACCCAAACAUGGUAUCAGUAGGUUGUUUUCAAACAAGAAAAAGAGCUAUGUCGCUCAGCCACCAAAAAUCAGCGGCCCUGUAGAGACAGCAGCUCUCUUUACGUCAAAUGUUGCCAUGAGUAAUGUUCACAUGAGUAAUGAAGAUAGAAAAAGUCUAAUGCUUCAAGUUAAACAUGGUGACAUUACUCAGGAUGAAGCCCUCAGAAAUUUUCUAAGUUAUGAGGCAAAUCAGACUGUGAAAGAACAAAAAGAGGACAAGGCAAAUGAAGGCAAGCAAAAUAAGAAGAAAAAGGGUGGACUAUUUAACCGAGGCAGUUUCAAACGUCGCUCAAGUGGCCAUGCACAAAGCUCAGAAAUAUUGGCAGCAGAUAUUCAGUUGGGAGAGAGAGAUCGCAUGGAAUUGAUGAGAAAGAUUAAGAAUAAGGAAAUUACAACAGAAGAGGCAUGGGAUCAACUCAGAAAGUUUGGCAGCAAGCGUGAAAGUAAAACAAAGUCUCCCAAAAUAUCAAGAAAAGGCUCCAAAUCACCGAAACAAAGAGAGAGAAUAUCUGCUUCAUCUGUGCAGCUCUUUUCUUCAACAUUUUACACAGGUGGGGAUCAAGAUAUCUCCCAAAGUACAAGUAAUAUUCCGUCAGCCACUGGUUCAGAUUCUUCUCCUGAUUCAACGCCAGGGCUUCAGCGUAAAGAGCUUGGAUCAAGUGGAAGCAUUGAGUUUGAUCCUAAAAAUCCAGGGAAUUAUUCAAGACCAGCUCGACCGGCUCCAGCUGUGCCCCCAAAGCGCAGUUCAUCUGGAAAGAACGCAGGCGGCGAUCUUCGUCGUGUGGUGUCGGAUAAACGACAGUCAAAAGAACCGCCGGUAGAGGGAAAAAGACGAAGCACUUUAGCAAAUGUGGAAUCAACCCGUUCAUCAACUUCAAGCUUGAAUGGAUCAUCAGAUAGUUUGGAAAGGCAAUCACCUAGUCCACCUGUGAAGAAACCACCAAGACUUCUCAAGAGUAAGCCUCCUAUUUCACCUCAACUUGAAAAGAAAACCAAGACAGAUUCCUUACCCAGGCGAACUAAUGGUAAUGAACAGGAAGGGAAGAAACCGGUGAUACCAGUUAAACCAGCUUUACCGGCUAAACCGGUUUUACCGCCCAAACCUGGUAGACUUACCCCAGGAGAAAAAUCAAACAGUCUUCCGAAGAAGGUUCCACUGGUAUCACUUGUGAAUGGCCUGGCAUGCAACGAGAACAUUAAUAAUGAUGCCGAAGUUCAGACGAAAGCAGAAGUGACGUCAGAGAGUAAUGCGACGUCACAGCAAGAGAGAUCCAGUCUUCCACCCGCACGACCUUCGCCUGAGACGCGGGUUUCUCGUCAUAAGCCUAGCGGGACAAAAUUGCUGGAAAUGAUCGAACGAAAAUUGGAUGAUGAAGGGAUUGAUUUAGUACAAGAACCAUAUUCUAAUGAGGAUGGUAAAUGGGGAGUGCCAAUGGCAUUGAUUGAUCGAUAUUCCCUUGAGCUGCAAUCCACAAUGACAGAUGUUACAAAAGAGAUUGAUCAUAUACGAAUCGAGAAACUGAAUCAUGUCAAGAAAAAAGCGACCCCGUGUGAUCUUUCAAAACUCCGUUUCGCUCCUGACGUUGUAGGCAAGCUCAGUUCUUUGGUGGACUGGUUGACCUCGCUUGGUCUUCCUAUGUACAUUGAUAAUCUGCUUGACGAAGGUUAUGACGACAUGCAUACGAUACCUUAUCUUUCACAAGAACAUUUACAAUACGCUAAAAUUACUAAACCUGAACACAUAAACAGACUCAUCAGAUCCAUUGAGAACAUGGCUCCAGACACCGCGUCAUACAAUGGGGAUUAGUUUCUAGUUAUCGAUUAGCUGUGCAAAACCUCUGUGCAAAACCAUCUGCAUUGCGGAAAACAAGUGAAAAGGAUUGCCCGAUUUGGAUUCCGGGCGAUAAUAUUGCAAUAGUUCACAUGUGUUGUUGCAAAUUUGAAUAAUUUACGUUACCAUGCUGUGGAAUAAUUUUAAUAACUAAAUUUGGUAAUAUAGGAGAAUGGUACGCUGCAUUUAUACUGUUAUUU
Dendronephthya gigantea is the source of this 2817-nucleotide messenger RNA. RefSeq lists its product as uncharacterized. NCBI's taxonomy places the organism in Eukaryota, Metazoa, Cnidaria, Anthozoa, Malacalcyonacea, Nephtheidae. The transcript is spliced from 12 exons. The coding region runs from base 131 to 2593 and encodes 820 amino acids. The record is from RefSeq and is a predicted model, not a curated record. Gene Ontology annotation, molecular function: protein binding.